UUCACUUCAUCACGCCAAAGCAUAUGCUCUUCCAUAUUCUAUUACUCUUUUGCUAUUAAAACCGAUUCAUCCACCAUUCCUCCUUCAUUUCCAUUCUUCCAAGUAUGAAGUUCGGGAAGAGAUUAAAGCAGCAAAUCGAGGAAACGUUACCAUCUUGGCGGGACAAGUUCUUAUCCUACAAAGAGUUGAAAAAGCUCGUUCGACUGAUUUCUUCGGCCGAGUCUCCCAUGUACGGAAAGGAAGAUGCCGAGGCUGAAUUCGUCUACUUGUUGAACAAUGAGAUCGACAAGUUUAAUGGCUUCUUCAUGGAACAAGAGGAAGACUUUAUCAUCCGGCACAAGGAAUUGCAGCAGAGGAUAGAGAGAGUUAUAAGUACAUGGGGCACCAAUGGGACCAAGCCUUCAGAAGCAGAAUAUAGAGACGAAAUGGCCAGAGUUCGAAAAGACAUGGUCAAUUUCCAUGGCGAAAUGGUCCUCUUAGUGAAUUACAGCAAUAUCAAUUACACAGGUUUGGCUAAGAUAUUGAAGAAAUACGACAAGCGAACCGGUGGAUUGUUACGGUUGCCCUUCAUCCAGAAAGUGCUGCAGCAACCGUUUUUCAUAACCGAUCUAGUUUCGAAGCUGGUCAAGGAAUGUGAAAACACCAUUGAUGAAAUGUUCCCUGUACAAGUAGAAGAAGAAAUUGUGAAGGAACAAAGAGAAGCCAUAACGGUAGCAGGGAAAGGGAUCUUCAGGAACACUGUGGCGGCUCUGUUGAGCAUGCAAGAAAUUAGGAGAGGGAGCUCUACUUACGGCCACUUUUCGCUACCGCCUCUCGACUUGUCGGACUCUGAUCUCAUACACUCCUUCCAGCUCAACCCCCCAAUCCCCACUGUCUGAUCACAAUUUAUAAACUCAACUAUUAUGUGCUUUUGAUCGUGUAAUGUUUAUUACGAUUGUCAACAUAAUAAUCGUAAUAUAUUAUCAUAUUCGUUAUUUA
Molecule: messenger RNA, 978 nt
Organism: Hibiscus syriacus
Lineage: Eukaryota; Viridiplantae; Streptophyta; Magnoliopsida; Malvales; Malvaceae
Product: SPX domain-containing protein 3-like
Exons: 3
Coding region: 105-878 (257 amino acids)
Biological process (GO): cellular response to phosphate starvation
Source: RefSeq, a predicted model, not a curated record